This is a messenger RNA of Leptosia nina, 1680 nucleotides long. The record is from the annotation of a GenBank genome assembly. NCBI's taxonomy places the organism in Eukaryota, Metazoa, Arthropoda, Insecta, Lepidoptera, Pieridae.
AUGGCUUGUGGAAUAAAAAGAUGUGACGAUGUUUCUGUGAGUGAUGAAGAGUUUCAGGCGAAAUGGACUAGAUUUUCCGACUGGCUGCACUGUAUAUGUGUGGUAACGUUCGAUUUAGAGCUCGGUCAGGCAAUGGAACGGGUAUAUCCGCCCGGGGUUAAGUUGUGUGACCAAGAGAAAUCCAACAUUUGUUAUUUGGCGUUCCCGGAUUCGAAUUCUGGAUGCAUGGGUGACACUCAAUUUCACGUCCGAUUGCGUUCGUGUGCUCCAUUAACAAAUCAGCAAUCGAUAUACAAUGAAGACAGCGUAUCCACGCUUCGCGCUGACUCGACGCAUUACUGGGGCUUCGUUUAUUUUCGUCAGGUCAAGGACCCGACCUUGCCUCGGGGCUACUUCCAGAAGAGCAUUAUAUUACUUACGCGCUUGCCAUUUAUUAACCUGUUCUACAGAGUCAUACAUUUAAUAGCUCCACGGCAUUUCGAAGGUGGCGAAAGCAGCUUGGAGGCCGCUUGUCACGAUAUAAAUAGAUGGCCGGAAUUGAACGCAGGUCAAAAUGCACUCUUACCAGUUCUUGGUACCGUUUUCCAAUCCUACAUUCCCAAUCAACAGACGGGAAAAGUAUCACGAUCAGAUAUUGUUAAGCAGGUACAUUCGCCUAACAUUCCCCAUAUCGUAGUUUGUAUACAGGACGUAAAUGUUUUCGAUGCGCUUUCGAGUUUAAUAUCACAUCUACAUUUACUGUGGGAGUUAGUUUUAACAGCAGAACCAAUAGUUGUAAUGGCUAGUUCUCCUACAGAAUGUUCAGCUUUAGUGCAAGCAUUGACAUACUUAAUACAACCCCUUCCAUACUCAGCAGAAUACAGACCAUACUUUACAAUACAUGACAGUGAAUUCAAGGAAUUCACUAGGAAACAGUACAAUCCACCUUAUGUAAUAUUAGGUGUGACCAAUCCAUACUUUACAAAAACAUUGCAACAUUGGCCGCACACUAUCAAGCUGGGUGACUCAACGUCAAUUAAAACUAAGUUAAGGAAGGUUGGCAGUAUUAAACAAUUAGAUUCUGCACCGGGAGUCUAUACUCAAUACAAACCAUACUUAGAAAAAGAUAAGGCUAUAAUUAAAAAGUUACAUAAUGGUAUGAGAACAGAUCGACCCUCAGAAGUGCAGACUGCAAUGGUUAAAAGACACUUACUUGAGUUGACACAGAGCUUCAUGAUUCCUCUGGAACGGUAUAUGGCAUCACUCAUGCCAUUGCAGAAAAAUAUUUCCCCUUAUAGAUCCCCACCAGUACCGAACCCAUUUAAUCCAGAAGAUUUUUUCACCUCCCUUCAGCAAGCAGGGCCGCAACUGACAUCUGGUAUCAAGGGUGACUGGAUAGGCUUGUAUAAACAUUUUUUCCGCACCCCUAACUUUAGUACAUGGUUCCACGAACGCCAUAGUGACUUGACAAAUAAGCUACAGGCUUUGCAACUGGAAGCUCUUGCAGAGAGUGAUCUAAAAAAGUGGUCAGUGGGUAAAAAAGAGGUUGAAAUAGUAGACAUGGUCUUGAAAUUGCGAGAUGUGCUGAAGAAUAACCCACCAGUAGCAGACAACACCAGGACGUUACUGGCUCGGCGGUUGGACGAUUUAAAUUGUGUUCUAGAAGACGACAUGAAGGCGAUUUUAAAUGCGGCGACGUGA